UACACCAGGUGAUCGACUCUCCUCUCCCCGAUUGGACCCACUGUCCUCUCCUGAAUUUGGUCCACUGUUCCCUACACUAGCGGAUCGACUCACCUCUCCACGACUGGGGCCACUGUCCUCUCCUGUAUUUGGUCCACUGUUCCCUACACCAGGGGAUCAAAUCUCCUCUCCCCAAAGGAAGCCACUGUCCCCUACACCAGUGGAGCCACUGUCCUCUCCUGAAUUUGGUCCACUGUUCCCUACACCAGGGGAUCGACUCUCCUCUCCGCGGUUGGACCCACUGUCCUCUCCUGAAUUUGGUCAACUGUUCCCUACACCAGGGGAUCGACUCUCCUCUCCCCAAAGGAAGCCACUGUCCCCUACACCAGUGGAGCCACUGUCCUCUCCUGAAUUUGGUCCGCUGUUCCCUACACCAGGGGAUCAACUCUCCUCUCCGCGAUUGGACCCACAGUCCUCUCCUGAAUUUGGUCCGCUGUUCCCUACACCAGGGGAUCAACUCUCCUCUCCGCGAUUGGACCCACAGUCCUCUCCUGAAUUUGGUCCACUGUUCCCUACACCAGGGGAUCGACUCUCCUCUCCGCGACUGGGGCCACUGUCCUCUCCUGUAUUUGGUCCACUGUUCCCUACACCAGGGGAUCGACUCUCCUCUCCCCAAUGGAAGCCACUGUCCCCUACACCAGUGGAGCCACUGUCCUCUCCUGAAUUUGGUCCACUGUUCCCUACACCAGGGGAUCGACUCUCCUCUCCCCAAUGGAAGCCACUGUCCCCUACACCAGUGGAGCCACUGUCCUCUCCUGAAUUUGGUCCACUGUUUCCUUCACCAGGGGAUCGACUCUCCUCUCCCCGAUUGGACCCACUGUCCUCUCCUGAAUUUGGUCCACUAUUCCCUACAGCAGGGGAUCGACUCUCCACUCCCCAAUGGAUGCCACUGUCCCCUACACCAGUGGAGCCACUGUCCUCUCCUGAAUUUGAUCCACUGCUCCCUACACCAGGGGUUCAACCGCCCACUUCCCAAUGGGAGCAACUGUCCCCUACACCAACCAGUAUGCAGGUGACUGCGAUGCCCUCAUCUCUUGCGUUGCAUUCAAACUUCAAAAAAGGCUGCAGCUUUCCUAGUGGUCAGAGAUUGCCGUGUGGUCGUCCUGGGACUACAGCUGCCGAGUGUCUGAGGAGAGGAUGCUGCAGAGACGAGGCGACUUUCGCCUGUUACUACCCCAUGGAUGUAUGUUUGGCCGACAGGCAGUUCAUCUUUGUCGUUCCCUCCAACGUUGCUGGUUUGCCCAUAAACCCUGCACGUCUGAUGGUGGUGGGGAGGAGUAGCUGUAAACCAGUCAUUGCCAACAGAGACUUUGCCGUUUUCAAGUUUGGGGUGACGGAGUGUGGAACACAUUCUUACCAAAUUGGAGAAACAACCGUUUACUUGGCUGAAGUGCAGUCACCAAUCAGGAAGCGCGUCCUGCAGUACGGCAUCAUUACCAGGGAUAUUCCUGUCAGGCUUAUGGUUGAGUGUCGCUACUCAAAGGGCAGUUUGGACCUUGCGGACUCUCCGGUCCUUGCAGACCCUCUGGCGCCGCAGGCUUCUCAAAGCCGUUUGAUGAAGGGCUGGGCUAGUGCUGGAUACAUGGUGAAGAGUGCCAGCCUGCCAGCCUUGGUGAGGGCCAAGGGACUGUAUGGAGUCCAGCUUCGGAUUGCGCAGGAUGAGACCUUCACCAAAUUCUGCUCUGAGGAUCACCAGCCCCUGAAAGUUCUCCUGGGUAAACCUGUGUACCUGGAACUGCGAAUAAACGCUCCCAACCCUAAAGCCACUCUGGUGGUGCACUACUGCGUGGCCUACCCUCGCUCUGCUAAGAGUGCCUUGGUGCUGCUGUAUGAGGGUUGCCCCAACCCUCUCGAUUCCGACAACAUCUCGAUCCUCUACGUGGCCGGCCAAUCGCAGGAUCCCCACGUGCGGCGUUUUGAAGUGAAGGCCUUCCAGUUUAUGGACAAGUCCACCAAUAAAUACCUCAAUGAGGAGAUCUACUUCAUGUGCUCUACCGAGGUCUGUAUGCCGUCCCAGACUCCGUGUAAGGAGACCUGCUUUGAUGGCAAGUCUUCAUCUACCACAGCUGCAGAUGUGUUGAACUCAUAUUCUCAAUUAAAAGUCAAGCACUUUUAAAUUCAA
Messenger RNA from Pygocentrus nattereri (red-bellied piranha), 2161 nucleotides. Its product is annotated as zona pellucida sperm-binding protein 4-like. Gene Ontology annotation, molecular function: structural constituent of egg coat; acrosin binding. The record is from RefSeq and is a predicted model, not a curated record. The transcript is spliced from 9 exons. Gene Ontology annotation, biological process: binding of sperm to zona pellucida; prevention of polyspermy. Gene Ontology annotation, cellular component: egg coat. Lineage: Eukaryota; Metazoa; Chordata; Actinopteri; Characiformes; Serrasalmidae. Bases 923 to 2155 code for a protein of 410 amino acids.